AUGGCCCCUGUUGCAAUUGAAAAGACUCUGCCAGGAGAAAAUGUCGUGAUAAAAUCAUGGACUCGCCCUGCACCCACCGAAGAGAGUCUGGAUUGGGCUCCUCUGGUUGAGAUUGAUCUGUCUCGUUUUGAUGAACCGGGCGGGAAAGAGGAAUUGGCCAAACAGUUGUACGACGCUGUGACUAGGGUCGGGUUUUGGGUGGUAGUCGGGCAUGGCCUGGAAGAAGAGCGUGUUAUCCGCCAAUUUAGUAUUGGGAACGCAUUCUUCAAAGAGCCUCUUGAGGAGAAGCGAAGCUUCGCAUGCAAUUUUGCGGAGGGCGAAUAUUUUGGCUACCGGGAGAAUAGCAGGUGGAUUGGAGAAACUGGUGUGAAGGAUAAUAUAGAAAUGCUCAAUAUCCACAAGCCAAUUUCUACAUGGAAGAAUGUUCCAAAACACAGGAUUGUACAUCAGAAUUGGGACGAGAUUGCAAGCUUCCAUCGCGAUUUAUUCGAGAAUGUCAUCAAAAAGUUGUUCGUCCUGCUCGCGAUCACUCUUGAACUUCCUGAGGAUUUUCUGGUUAACGCUCAUGCCUAUGAGCGGCGUUCUGAUGACCACCUGCGAUACAUGAUUUACAACACCCGAACGCAAGACGAGUGGGAUAAAGCACAGGGUUACACUAAGGGUGGACACACAGACUUUGGCAGCUUGACGUUGCUGUUCUCGCAAAAUAUUGCUGGCUUGCAGAUUCGAACUCCAGAAGGGGAUUGGAAAUACGUCAAGCCCGUUGAUGGUGGAAUUACAUGCAACAUUGCCGACACUUUAUCCUUCCUUACAAAUGGCUUUUUUAAAUCUACAAUUCAUAGAGUCGUCACACCGCCGAAGGACCAACUCAUCAUUCCUCGUCUUGGAUUGCUCUACUUUUGUAGGCCUGGGGAUCAUACCGCCAUGAGAACAGUGCCAUCACCACUGCUUGACCGUCUUGGUCUUCUUACCGAAGAAGAUAAAGAUACCGGCAAGCCUGUCGCCACAGGGACGGAGUAUGUCCGGGCUAGGGUACGCGAUGUCCACCAUAAAACUGUCAUUGAUCGUCGGGAGAACACAUCGUUUGAGUUCAAGGGAUUAAAGGUGGCAAACCAUUAUGCAUAG
Penicillium verhagenii is the source of this 1125-nucleotide messenger RNA. RefSeq lists its product as uncharacterized. NCBI's taxonomy places the organism in Eukaryota, Fungi, Ascomycota, Eurotiomycetes, Eurotiales, Aspergillaceae. The transcript is spliced from 3 exons. Gene Ontology annotation, molecular function: dioxygenase activity. The coding region runs from base 1 to 1125 and encodes 374 amino acids. The record is from RefSeq and is a predicted model, not a curated record.